Messenger RNA from Corythoichthys intestinalis (scribbled pipefish), 2384 nucleotides. Its product is annotated as trichohyalin-like. The transcript is spliced from 6 exons. NCBI's taxonomy places the organism in Eukaryota, Metazoa, Chordata, Actinopteri, Syngnathiformes, Syngnathidae. Gene Ontology annotation, cellular component: intermediate filament. The record is from RefSeq and is a predicted model, not a curated record. The coding region runs from base 73 to 1773 and encodes 566 amino acids.
ACUACUGGUGUUCUGCAAUUCCUUCUACACGGCGAGGCGUUCAACACAUGCGCACAUCGGUUAAAAGCUCAGAUGGACCUUGAAGUACAUGCACACACCACUUCCAAAUAUGAGAGCCCAUCUAUGGAGGACAGUGGCGAUCCAUCACCUGAUUUUGAACCUCUCUUCAUCCAAGAAGAGAACGGAGAUCCUGGGAGCGGCUGGUCCGAUCUGGCUUUUACAAGGACACGGAUGAGUCCAACAUCUUUAAUGGGGCCGUACCUGCGAGAGAUGGAUGACCUACUCAAGAACUGUGAGGAGCUCACCGUGAUCCCGCUUGAGUCAGAUUCAGAGGGCUCACUAGCUGAAAGAGAAAUAUCACCAUAUUUUUCAACGAGCUGUGCUGGAAAUAAGAUGGAGAUGACGGAGGACCGUGUUCGACAUCGGUUCCAAGAAGACUUGCCAAUUACUUCAGCGGGAAACGAACUGAGCAACACCAUGGUGCAAUAUGAGGGUCAACUGAUGGGGAUGUUGGCCAUGCUGGAGAGCUGCAUGGAAGAGGCUGGCAUGGAUUUGGAUGUGAGCCAAGAUUAUGUGCAUGUGGACAAAGGCAAAGAUUUGAUGUCAGAGAACCAGCAUUGUAAAGCCAGUACAGACUCUUGUGGUACUUAUCCCUCAAUAGACCUAUCUGAAUCAAACGUUCACAACCAUCACUUUGAGUCAGAUACGUUUGAAGUAAAUGAAUCGAAUGGCACUAAAUUUCCAACAGAAUCCUUGAAGAUGGAUAGGAGUUUCAGCAUGGAUGGAUUCGAGGAACUGAAGUCUCAGAUGGAGGAGUGUAUCGAGGAGUUACAGCGUUUAGAGAGGAGAAGGAAGGAUUUACUGGCAGAAGUGCUAGAUUUGAGGAGACAGGAAGCCCAGAAGGAAGAAGCAGCAGAGGCUCAUGUUUCAAGCAAAGUCAGCGAGUUGAUGGCGGAACUGAAAAAAGAGGAAAACGACCGAAAAGAGCAGAAGAAAAGGGAGGUGGACAACCUUAAGUCAGAACGAGCUGAAGAGGAGCGACGAGUGUGGAAAGCUGAAAUGGAGAGGCAGGUGUUGCGCGAUGAGAUGCGCAAACUGAAGAAGCAGCUGUUUGAGAGGGCCCGGGAUAGCGCACACACCCAGGCGGCCCUCAACAAGCAACGCCAUGAAAUGGAUUUCCAGAAGAGAGAAAAGGAGAAUCUGCAGAGGCUGUUCCUGCAAAUGACCGAGGAGGGGUCACAGCUUAGGUCAGCACACCAGAAACAUAUCCAGGACCUCCAAGAGAAACUUCGGAUUUGUAGAGUCAACCAGACCAGCAACACAACUCAGGAAGAGUUGUCCAAGAGGAACUCCUGCGGGGACAUCCAGCAGUACCUGCAGGAAAGCCUGAAAACCCUUGAAAACAAGUAUGAACCAGUGUUGCUGGCCCUGCAGAAGAGAAAGGAGACUACUACGGGGGCUGUGGUGAAAGCCAAACAGCACACUCGCGAGCUUAAGGUCAAGCUCGGACCCCUGCGCGAGGAGAUGCAAAGUCAGGUGCUGCAGAGGGCUCGCUUGGAGGAAAAAGUUAAACUUGUUCACAUACAAAGGAGAGAAGAGGCUGCACACUACGAGGAGAGCAUUAGUUGUCUCGAGCGAAGUAGCCGAGAGUUGAAGAUGGAGUUGACAAUACAGAGAAGAAAGAACAAAGAGGCAGCAGAGCUGAAGGAUCGUCUUGCCAAACAAAUAAUCCUUUAUAGGUCUGCUACUACGGAACACCGAGAGGAAACCUGAUUUAUGGCUCUAGAUUAGUUUUUUUUUUUUUAAAUAUAUAUAAGAAGAAUGCACUUUACACUUGUUUUUGGAUCGUUUGAUAAGAUAGCUUGUAGAAAUGUCCUUUUCAAUAAACAAAUGAUUUGUUAUCAUUGUAGUUUGCAAAUUCACAGGAGUGGUUGACCCUGCUAAUGCUUUUCUGAUUUAAAGCUUUGGUUUAAUUACUUUCUUCCACUCAUAUUCAACAAUCACUUUUUCAGGACCCUUUAUUGGAAGGUUAUCCGGCUAAAUACCUGCAUAAGACACAAUUGUUACAUGUACUUUACGCACGCUUGAAAUACUGUGUGGCACACUUAUAUGUUGUGUGACAUGGCUAAGAAAGCUUGGCAAUUGGCAUAGUUCUUAUUUCAUGUUUUUUCAUUUUUACCAAAAAUUUUUAUUUAUGAAUGAAAACAUUGGCAACAAAAAACAUGAUAAUGUAUAAAUGUUGACAUCAUUAAGUCUUUUUAAAUGUGUCUUCUGGCCUUUGAAAAUAAAUCAGUUUGGCCAUGUUUAAUGCCAUCAACAAAUGAGGAGUUCAAAUCUAGGCUCGCACCCACAUAUGUUGAGUUUGCAUGCUCUUCCACAAAUUA